Aspergillus alliaceus is the source of this 1795-nucleotide messenger RNA. RefSeq names its product tyrosinase family protein. Lineage: Eukaryota; Fungi; Ascomycota; Eurotiomycetes; Eurotiales; Aspergillaceae. Gene Ontology annotation, molecular function: oxidoreductase activity. The record is from RefSeq and is a predicted model, not a curated record. Bases 1 to 1173 code for a protein of 390 amino acids. The transcript has 3 exons.
AUGUAUCUUCACUUCACUGUGUUAGCUUGGCUGGCCGUUUGGCCGGUGGCCAUCUUGGGUAUAAGCACCUACCAUUUCUCACCAGAGGACAUUAGGCAAGGCAUCGCCCUCAAACGACUUGUCAAUGAGGCAACUGAAAAUAUCAAGGGGCAUAGGGCAGACGGCUGCAGAUUCGAGGAUGCCCAAGUACGCAAGGAAUGGCGCGAGCUAUCACAAAUGGAGAGAAGGGAAUUCAUAGAAGCCGUUCAAUGCUUGCAGAAUAUUCCAACAAAUUUGUCAGACGACCUCAAGGAGAUCUAUCCCGGAGUGAAAACCCGGUUUGACGAGUUUCUGGCAACACACAUCGAACUUGUGGGAUUUAUCCACAUGACCGCUGAUUUUCUCGCCUGGCAUCGCUUCUUUAUCCAUUCAUUUGAGCAAGACCUCAAGUCAAAAUGCCAAUAUACCGGAUCUCUCCCGUACUGGGAAUGGGGGUUUGAUGCAGAGGACCCCCAAAAUUCCAGUCUGUUUAACGGUGACCCGUAUAGUAUGGGAUCGAAUGGAGAAUUCAUUCCUAACCGAGAACCGGCAUAUUGGCCCUCUAUUAAGGAGUACAUCCCUGUCGGCACGGGGGGCGGAUGCGUUUAUGAAGGCCCGUUUUCCAAUUCCACCGUCAACAUGGGUCCCAUCAAUGCCGCAGGCCAGCAACCAGUUCCCUACAACUUUCAGUAUAAUCCUCACUGCUUGGAACGGGAUCUUAACCCCACCGUCACACGAGCCUCUAUCACAUUCCAGAACACUACGGACCUGAUUCUGGAAUAUGACACAAUCGAUUGGUUCCAGGCGGUGAUGCAGAAAGACCCUCGCUUUGCAAUGCCAUCUGUCCCGUACGGCGUCCACCGUGGUGGCCAUGUUGGGGUUGGUCGGGUCAUGGGGGAUGCAGCUGGUAGUCCGGGCGAUCCAAUGUUCUAUUUACAUCAUGCGCAGAUCGAUCGCGUCUGGUCUACUUGGCAGGCGUUGGACCCAGAGAAGAGGAGGUAUGCCAUCUGGGGCACGCAUACUCUCGCAGAUAAUCCUCCGUCGGCCAAUAUGACGCUGGAUGAGAUGAUUGAUUUUCGACUGGUUGCGGAGCCUGUCAAGUUUGAAGACUUGAUGGAUACGCUCUCGGGGCCAUUCUGUUAUUACUACACUUGAUGAUAUCUGUCCUUCCUCAUGACCCUCCUGUCAAAUAACAUUUAUUCAUUAUCGGCGAUAAACCGCUUAUUCUUUAGACUCGAACGCCUUGCUAUAAGUAACAGUCCCAUUCGGUACCAAGCCACGGAAUGUAAGAGCCAUGAAGUAUUCUGCUGGCACAUCGGGAAACUGGAGCGAUGGCUCAACCCGAAAGCCAAAUCGUGUAUAGUAGGCAGGAUCUCCUAAAACAACACACCCUGCGGCAUUGCGUGUCUGAAGGUCAUGAAGAGCACGUUUCAUCAGCAGUGAGCCGAUACCCUGUCGUUGGUACUCUGGGAGGAUAGACACAGGGCCCACGCCGUACCAGUCUGUGCUGGCGUCGGAAAUAUGCACUGGUGAUAUAGCUACAUGGCCCACGACGUUGUCGUUCAUUUCUGCAACAAGGGAGAUCGAUAAUUGCUUGGAUUCCCGGAGGUCCCGAACGAUAUACUGUUCGGUGGCGGAGGAAUGUUUAGUGUUGAGAAAGGCCGCGAUCGUAACGCGUUCGAUCGCUGUUGUGUCUUCCUGUGUUUCUGGUCGGACGUGAAUAUCCAUGGUGGAUGUAAUCAAGUUUCGAUAGGCUUGUGGUUGUAAUGAGGUUGAA